CCCCUCCCGUCUGCCUUAUCUUCCCAUUCCAAUCACCACUUUCUGUCCCUCCAUUUGUCUCUAGCUCUCCAACCCCUAUCUCACCAUGUCCACUACGGAAACUGCCACCCCCAUUGGCAUUGCCAAUCUCCCGAACCAGCGACACAAGAUCGUUGCUAAGCGGGGUGCGGCCUUCACUAUUAUGGUUGCUGGAGAAUCGGGAUUGGGAAAGACCACCUUUAUCAACACCUUGUUUUCGACCACCAUCAAGAACUAUGCCGACCACAAGCGCCGCCACCAGAAACAGGUUGACCGAACCGUCGAGAUUGAAAUCACCAAGGCCGAGCUGGAGGAGAAGUUCUUCAAAGUUCGUUUGACCGUUAUCGAUACCCCUGGCUUUGGAGACUACGUCAACAACCGCGACUCCUGGCAACCCAUCAUCGAGUUCCUCGACGACCAGCAUGAAUCGUACAUGUUGCAAGAGCAGCAGCCCCGUCGUACGGACAAGAUCGACAUGCGUGUUCACGCCUGCUUGUACUUCAUCAGACCCACCGGACACACCUUGAAGCCCCUCGACAUUGAAGUUAUGAAGCGAUUGAGUUCUCGUGUCAACCUCAUCCCUGUCGUCGCCAAGGCCGACACUCUUAGCCCCGCCGAUCUGGCCCGUUACAAGCAGAGAAUCCAAGCUGUUAUCGAAGCUCAGGGAAUUAAGAUCUACACCCCGCCAGUUGAGGAGGAUGAUGAGCACGCUGCUACCCACGCUCGUAGCUUGAUGGCUGCCAUGCCCUUCGCCGUGAUUGGGUCCGAGAAGGAUGUCAAGAGUAACGACGGACAGCGGGUCGUCAAGGGCCGUCAAUAUGCUUGGGGUGUUGCCGAAGUUGAGAACGAAGAGCACUGCGACUUCAAGAAGCUGCGCUCAAUCUUGAUCCGUACCCACAUGCUAGACCUUAUCCACACGACCGAGGAGCAGCACUACGAGGCCUACCGCGCACAGCAGAUGGAAACAAGGAAAUUUGGCGAAGCUCGCCCCAGAAAGCUGGACAACCCCAAGUUCAAGGAAGAGGAAGAGACCCUCCGGAAGCGCUUUACCGAGCAAGUCAAGGUCGAGGAGCAGCGUUUCCGACAGUGGGAGCAGAAGCUCAUCGCCGAGAGAGACCGCCUCAACAAGGACUUGGAAGCCACUCACGCUGCAAUCAAAUCACUCGAGCAAGAAAUCGAAUCGCUCCAGGGCUCUACUACUCGAAGCCACGGACGCCGUUAAUUUAUGUUUUUUGAACCACUGCCCGUUGGCAGUGGUUUUGAACGGAGCAGUGAAAAAAAGGAGAAGAAUUGUGCAUGCUCUUGACUACCAUUACUCUUGUUUAUUCUUUGAUUACCCCAUUUUUCGGCCUUACUUGCGUG
Messenger RNA from Aspergillus wentii DTO 134E9, 1380 nucleotides. RefSeq names its product septin CDC12 (gene aspC). Lineage: Eukaryota; Fungi; Ascomycota; Eurotiomycetes; Eurotiales; Aspergillaceae. Gene Ontology annotation, molecular function: molecular adaptor activity; GTPase activity; GTP binding. Bases 86 to 1240 code for a protein of 384 amino acids. Gene Ontology annotation, cellular component: cytosol; septin complex; cell division site. The transcript is spliced from 7 exons. The record is from RefSeq and is a predicted model, not a curated record. Gene Ontology annotation, biological process: cytoskeleton-dependent cytokinesis.